Cladophialophora yegresii CBS 114405 is the source of this 1239-nucleotide messenger RNA. RefSeq lists its product as uncharacterized. Gene Ontology annotation, molecular function: metal ion binding; NADH pyrophosphatase activity. Gene Ontology annotation, cellular component: cytosol. Bases 1 to 1239 code for a protein of 412 amino acids. The transcript has 3 exons. Gene Ontology annotation, biological process: NADP+ catabolic process; NAD+ catabolic process. The record is from RefSeq and is a predicted model, not a curated record. Lineage: Eukaryota; Fungi; Ascomycota; Eurotiomycetes; Chaetothyriales; Herpotrichiellaceae.
AUGCCUGCCCCUCCGCAGCCAGAGCUGCCGCAUCCCGCGCAUCUGGACCAAGAUUCUGCGCUGGGUCGAAAGUUCGGUAAAGAGGUGACGAAUUACUUUGGAGGCUCACCCAUCAACCGAGUGUCCUUCCUGCGCGACGACAAUACCUUUCUCGCUGGCGCAUUCUCCCAUCCCUCUGCGAGGUUCCUCGUCUUCAAGACGCUUUCACCGCUGAUAAAAUCGCCCACGGAGAUCCACUACGCCACAUUAGAUGACCUCAAAUCGCUUCUCCCUACGAAUCCGUUUGACAGGACCGAGAAGGAAACAGUAGACGACUUUGACUCGCGGAUAGAUUAUCCCCAAUUGGUGUUUCUGGGCUUAGACGAAAAGGUCAAGGAUGGAUACUCGUACAAGAAUUUCACGGGGGCGCCGCAUUGGGCCGUGGACAUCACGCCCAAAAAGACGUUCGAGAAGGAGGCCAAUGAACUGAGCGACACGUUCGUGGCGUCCGGGUUGAAAUUCAGCGAAGGCAUGAGAGCCAUGAGUUUCCCCGCUGAUGUCGCCGCCGAGUACGCACAAGGCCGGCACUACCUGGACUGGAACUUCCGCAACACCUUCUGCGGCACGUGCGGGCACAAGACCUUCUCCGUCCACGGCGGUGCCAAACGAGUCUGUCCGCCCAAAGACAAGGCCGAGACACCGCCAGAGCGAGAACCGUGCUCGACACGAACCACCCUGUCAAAUCUUACAUUCCCGCGAACCGACCCUACCAUUAUCGUGGCCGUGCUCAGCCACGACAGCAAGCGUCUCCUCUUAGGUCGCCAGAAACGGUGGCCGCCUUACUGGUUCUCCACGCUCGCGGGAUUCAUUGAACCAGCCGAGUCUGUCGAAGACGCCGUCCGGCGCGAGGUCUGGGAAGAAUCUGGCGUCAAACUGUCGCGCGUGCUGGUCCAUUCCACACAGCCCUGGCCAUAUCCGGCGAACCUGAUGAUCGGGGCAAUCGCCCAGGUCGCCUCACCUAAGGACGAGGAGAUCAGACUGGAAUUCGAUCCGGAGUUGGAAAUCGCCAAGUGGUUCACACUGGAGGAAAUCCAGGAGGCAUUGACGCAUGGGACCAGCGGGUUGGGUGACCCAGCGCCGGAGGGGUACAAGGAAGGGAAUCUAAGGUUGCCUCCUCCGACGGCAAUUGCCAAUCAGCUGAUCUCGGCGGUCGUGAAGGGCGGGUUCUUGGAAGGUGUGACACCGAUCACGAAGUUGUGA